AUCAGGUGAUACAUCACGUGAUAACUUGCAAGCAGGAUCGGGGAUUUCCCGAAUUUCGUCUUGAUCGAUGGCGCGUGAAUUUGAGUCAAUCAAAUGACGAGAAAUAUAGUGAUUUCCACUUGUAAGUGAAACAUACACUGCCAAGCAAGGAUCUCGUGAUUUGUAGUCAGAUACAUCGGGGAAAGGGACCUGCAAAGUCCAUGAAUGGUGCAAUUUGUAAAUGCAACGUGGAAAUCGGCACUUGAACCAAGUUGAACGCUCGAAUGAAAAUGCAAAUGGACCAGUUUCCAGCACAAGACUCCCCCUUGAACUCUGGCGGACGAAACACAAGCGAAGACCCCUUGCAUUCUGGCCUUUUGAACUUGCUCUGCGAUGCUACCCUGAUUGGUGGUGGUGGUUUUGCAUCUAGUAGGAAUUCUGGAAAGAUGAUUGAGAAAGGAGAAGAGGAAUCACUAAGUAAACUAUUGGGCCUUCCACUCACAGAGACUCACCUCCAGGAUGUUCUCAGUGCAACAUGCAAACAUGUGAUUAACAAUCUAAGGAGAUCAGGCAAGCAUGGACCAGAAGGUGUGGUAGGGUUGAGUCGCCCGAUGAUCAACCAAGCCUUCAGAAGAGUCUUCAUGUUUUUGUAUGGUGAGGAGGCUCCACGAGAAGAUGACAUCACCAUCGUGAUUCAGAAGAUUUCCACUAAAUCAUCAGAUUUGAAUGGUGUUAUUAACCAAGUAGUUCUCCUGGGUUUGAUGUGGAUAGCAUGCUGUUUACUACAAAGAUGGUCAGUGGAACUUCAGCUUGGUUAUAUAGAACAGAUCGUAGAGACAAACAAUGAGAGUCAGAGACAUAGCCGAGUACAAGCGCAAGAUUCGACUCAUCACCGACAACAGACUGCAACAGAGAACACGGGUUUCAGAAUGCAGUUGAGAGGGAUCAUAAGUUACCUGAGAGUAUGUUCUUUGGUUCAAGCUGAAGAAUGGGUCAAAUGUGUUGAGAUCAUCAAUAAAGAGCUACAUUCUAUACCGGAUCAACUACAGGAUCAAGUCCAGUAUAUAAGAGCCUUCUGUCUGUAUCACCAUGGCAACUUCACUGAAGCCUUAGAUGCCUGUCAGCAUCUGACUGAGAUUAUCUCCAAAGAUGGUGUAUCAGUCCAAGUCUACAACCUUAUGGGAUGCUGUCUAAGGCAAAUGGGAAAACCUCAUAUGGCACAGCAGCAGUUCAGGAAAGCUCUUACAAGCUGUUCAAUCAUUCCACCACCCUCCCUCUUCAACCUGUCUGUCACCUAUAGAGAUCUGGGGGAUGAAGACGCAGAAGUGAAAUCUCUCCGUCUGUUAGUAAAGGCCCUUGCGUUAGACCAGACUGCAGAUGAGAAUGGAGACGAUACCUUUAUCAGUCCUAGUCCUGCAUGGCCACCAGUGCUGCUACUUCCAGUUUCUUGGACAAAGGAAAGGUCUGAUCACCCUAUGCAAUCCUUUGAUUACUGGACUGGGGUCUAUGUCCUGGCAAAGCGUAGCCAUGAUCUUAACCAGACUGACAUUGCUGUUGAUAUGUUUAUGGCCUUACUCUCUGACGUUGUACUACUUGAAAGCAGCUCUCUGGCCUUUGAUAGAGGCAGCCGAAGUAAUUCACUCCUGCCUCCUCUGAAAACCAUUUAUUUGGAUGCUGCCACUGCCCUCCUGAAAGCAGGCAAGACCCAGGAAGCACUGGCAGUGUGUGACAAACUCUUGUCCAAAUCGUCUCUCCUCCAACAUGACAUACCAGAUUCAUCCUCUGCGAUGGAUGAUGGUGAAACCCAGAGGUCAUCCCGCAGGUUCCCUUUCUUGGUGCCAUGUGCAACACCAUCUUCCGAGGAGCGUUCCAAGGCAGAGAGGACUGCACACCCAGGCGACCAAGGAGGUGGGGAUGGUAGCGAUAGGAGUAUACCUGGAUGCAGUAGUGGUUCCGGUGGACGUCAGACCCUUGGACACGGUAGCGAUGUUGGCCAUCAUGGGACUGACAAGCAAGGUCCAAGAGGUUCUGGAGACACUGUAGGCAGAAGGAAGAGGCAGCGGGAGCAGGAUGAGACCGCAGCUGUCACAGGGGCAUCCCCAACGACACUUGAAAAUCAGGUCCACAUUGACUGUAGCAACUCAGAUAGUGGUAGACGAGAGCAGGAAGAGGAUGAAAUCUACACUGCACAUGCUCUGAUACUGCAAGCACAUUGCCUCUUCAAGGAACAUAAAGCCGAGCUGGCCAUGACAGAAGUUGAUUGUGCUCUGGGAAUUUUGCAGACCAAUAGAGCAGGAGUCGAGGUUGACCAAUGGAUGGAGGAGAAUGAGGGCACAGAUGAUAUCAGCAAGGCUAAGAGGAGAAGAAUCGAUUCAGCUUUUGAUGGAAUACCAGACAAUAAAAGAAGCUCUUCAUUGGAUAACCAGUCGACACAUUCAUCAAUCCUGAAAUCGAUUGCAUAUCAGCUCAAAGCAUCAAUUUUAAUCAGUCAGAAUCAGCUACAUGAUGCAAUGAAAGUCGUCUUGCAAAGCCUCCAAAGCUGUCAAAACAAUACAGAUUCCUUGAGGACCCAUGCAGUAAUCCUGGAGAAGCUAAACAGAAAGGGUGAAGCUGUCAAAGCUUGGUCCAGACUAAAAGAAGCCAAAGCAGCGUCUGGGACAGUCCACUCCCUCUCAUCAUGGUACAAUGAAACCUGCUUACAAAACCCAUGCAGUAAUCCUGGAGAAGCUUGAUAGAAAGGGUGAAACUGUCAAAGCUUGUUCCAGACUAAAAGAAGCCAAAGCAGCAUCUGGAUGGUCCACUCCCUCUCAUCAAUGUACAAUGAAACCUGCCUACAAAGACCAUAUAGUAAUCCUGGAGAAGCUUGAUAGAAGAGUAAAACUGUCAAAGCUUGGUCCAGACUAAAAGAAG
Messenger RNA from Lytechinus variegatus (green sea urchin), 2889 nucleotides. RefSeq lists its product as uncharacterized. Gene Ontology annotation, molecular function: protein binding. NCBI's taxonomy places the organism in Eukaryota, Metazoa, Echinodermata, Echinoidea, Temnopleuroida, Toxopneustidae. The coding region runs from base 264 to 2711 and encodes 815 amino acids. Gene Ontology annotation, cellular component: Fanconi anaemia nuclear complex. Gene Ontology annotation, biological process: interstrand cross-link repair. The record is from RefSeq and is a predicted model, not a curated record. The transcript is spliced from 14 exons.